Messenger RNA from Caenorhabditis sp. 36 PRJEB53466, 456 nucleotides. The record is from the annotation of a GenBank genome assembly. Lineage: Eukaryota; Metazoa; Nematoda; Chromadorea; Rhabditida; Rhabditidae.
AUGCCAAUCAUCGCUAACCUGCUCAAGAAGUUCAAGAGCACCAAGAUGAGCUCCAAGAGCCCCAAGAGCCCGGCCACGAAAGCAGUGCCGGCCAUGAACAUCUGGACCCACCGUCUGCCCGGAACCUCAUGCACCCCAUCAGAUGCCAAAUUCGACGACAAGGUGCACAAGUACGAGGCCCGUCAGAAGAAGGCCGAAGAAGAGAGAAGAGAGCGGCGGGCUCUCCGCCGGCAGAACCAGUCGCUCGGAUUGCACAACAACCUGCUGGCCCUGGAGAAUCGGCAGCUGAACUGCGAGAAGCAGACUUUGAAGGCCGAGAAGAGGGAGGUGACGGAGAAGAAGAACGAGAUGGCGAGGAGACUUCGGAAGCAGAAGAGGAUCAGCGAGUACUACAGAAGAAGACUGGUCGAGAUUCAGCAGAAGGAGGCGGCCGAGCAGAACGACCACUCCAAAUGA